CGUAGUUCACUAUCUCUAAUACGUACUACUCUAAACCUAUUUACAAAAAUAUUAAAGUGGAUUUAUUUUAUUGAUUUCAGAAAUGUGUGAAUCGGCUGGCGGUGAUUCAGAUUCAGAUACGUGCUGCGUAAUUUUCUACGGUAUAUGGAGCAUAGUUAUUGGAGCUCUUUCCUUGUUGCCGGCGAUAUAUAUCAUUGUUGACGUCUCGUUGAUUAUGGCUGGAACAAGUGCUUUCCUCGUGGUUGUCCUUGUACUAACCAUUCUAUAUGCUAUUGUCUGCGCGACGUACCUUUUUGCUGGGGUUUUCUUGUUGGUCGGAUGGUCAUAUCAAUCAAAAUGGAUAUUUAUGUGUGGAAAAAUUCUUAGCUAUUUCUUUCCAAUUUACACCUUUAUGUCCAUAUUUACAAUAAUUGUCCACUUUGUUAUCCUCCCGAAAAUAUGCAGGUAUAUGCAAAAGACCUGGCCCUAAAAAGCCGUACGACGACUCGUGUUUUGGAUUACUUCACAAUUCUGCCAACGCGGUACACGCCCCUAUAAAUCUAUUGUUGUACUGUACAAUUCCGGAAAAAAUCCUAGAAAUCGCCAAACAAGGACUAGCCUGCAAAGUCUGUUACCAGGCGAAUGUUUAUAAAAAUUGUUUGUAAUGCUG
Messenger RNA from Drosophila subpulchrella, 649 nucleotides. RefSeq lists its product as uncharacterized. The transcript is spliced from 3 exons. The record is from RefSeq and is a predicted model, not a curated record. Bases 83 to 469 code for a protein of 128 amino acids. NCBI's taxonomy places the organism in Eukaryota, Metazoa, Arthropoda, Insecta, Diptera, Drosophilidae.